Paraphaeosphaeria sporulosa is the source of this 782-nucleotide messenger RNA. RefSeq lists its product as uncharacterized. The record is from RefSeq and is a predicted model, not a curated record. The transcript is spliced from 2 exons. Lineage: Eukaryota; Fungi; Ascomycota; Dothideomycetes; Pleosporales; Didymosphaeriaceae. Bases 38 to 481 code for a protein of 147 amino acids.
CACUACAUCUCCACAGACUGCAGCAUCAAAGAUCACUAUGAGUGAACUCAAAUUACCAAACGUCAUCAAAGUGGAUGGGGUAUGGCAGAUUGAAGGAAAGCCACGUGAAGACUUCAAGAUCCUCCAAACAUUCCACCCUUCCAACCUGCCCGGCAAAACGAUCGUCGUUGGAACCGUCGAGAUGUCCCCAGGUAGCGCGACUCCCUCUCACCGCCACGGUGGCGCAGCCAUCGUUGCUGUACCUAUCGAGGGUACUUCCUUGAACCAGAUGAACGGCAACGAACCCAUUACGUCCAGCGUCGGUGAAUUCUGGUACGAGGCGCCAGGGUGCCACCACCAGAGGAGCGAAUGUGUUGGUGAUAGGAAGGCGAAGUUUUUCGUGACGAUGAUCGUGGAUGAUGAGGUGAUUAAGGAUGGGUAUGGGAGUGUCUUUGUAUUGGACAAGGAGGUCGAGGCUGGGGAGAAGCCGCCAUCGAAGUAGCAGCUUUCUUCUGCUCCUAGUCAAGUGUCCGGAAUCACGGAAUGCAACACGGAUUCACAAUCAGGAUACUGGGCCUAGAACGCGUAAUUGAUUGUGACGAGGUAUCCUCCCAUAUUUGACAGUAGGAUUUCUUUGUGGGCUACUGACCACGCGAGGCUUACCCCUGUUCAAGUCGGAUUGGAGCAACAACGGCCACAUAUCAGGAAGGGUUCACAUAGACAUGAUCACGCCGUCCAGACUCCUUAGAAAACAACGUCUCAAACUGCCUAAUCACCAGUUUCGCCUCCAUCUUAUCCACCGG